CUUUUCUGCACUAGCCCCAAACCUUAAAAAAAAAAAAGGUAGAAAUGACAGAGCCUGAUAUUCAUUGCAAUGUUGUUAAAUGUAGAAAACCUCUCUCUGCUGAGCAGCGGGCCUGCGUUACCUCUUGUUCGCACGUUUUUUGUGAAAGCUGCGCAAAUUCCUCAUUUUCAAAGGAGCUGAUAUGUCCGGCUUGUCACACUACUCUGUCUGAAGGAAGUGACGAUAUCAUCAUUACACAACUGAAUCCGACAGAGGAGUAUAAAUCGUCUGUGCUUGCAGGUUUGAAGCCAGACAUAAUUCUGGAUGUUUGUGCUAGGGCAAUUGCUUUUUAUGAAUAUCAAACUUCGCAAGAACUGGCCUUCAGGGCAGUCAUUCAAAAGAGCACCCAAGAAAAAUAUAACGAGUUGAGAAACAAAAGCGAAUUAAUGCAACGGGAUUUGAUUCACAUGAUUAAAGCGAUUAUAAAUGACUAUGAAACAGAAAAGAAAAAAUCGCAACAAAUAUAUUCGAAAUUAGAAGACAAAACAAAACAGUUUCAAAAGCUACAGACAAUGUACGAAAGGUUAAAACGAAAAACAGUUGGCCCCAACAUACAGUCCACGUUUACAAAUCAGCCUCCUCGUCCUCCAAUGAACCGUGCAGAACCCAUGAUUUACAAUCCCAUGAGAUUUAAUAAUCAACAACAAACAGACGAGGAUGAUAUAAUUUCUAGGAUCGGAAGAAGUUCUUCUACAAAUAGGUCGAUAUUUGUACCGCCUCCUCAACAGUCUACUAGAAUUUAUCCGAAUAGAAAUAGCCCAUCACGAAUUCCAUCACCUGUGAAAUCUAUUUAUUCUGUGCGUAGUCAUCGUCCAAAGUACUAUAAAAAACGUAUAAGUCCCACUAUUUCACGAACUUAGACACCUCCCCUCCCCUCGCCAUCCCGUGUACUCCAUUGGUGUUCAAUCAUUCACUGAUGCAUAUGAUCGUUUAUUUCCAUUUAAAGGAAUUUGAUUUUGCUGCACCCCCAUAUAUUUAACUCCAAUUGAAGUUCUUCCUUUUUAUUUCUAUAAGCGUAAAACAUUUUACCGCUUUCUUCCCGCUUAAUAAAAAGUAUCAAAAUAAUCCCACCAAUAAGAU
Messenger RNA from Mucor mucedo, 1119 nucleotides. RefSeq lists its product as uncharacterized. The record is from RefSeq and is a predicted model, not a curated record. NCBI's taxonomy places the organism in Eukaryota, Fungi, Mucoromycota, Mucoromycetes, Mucorales, Mucoraceae. The coding region runs from base 45 to 899 and encodes 284 amino acids. Gene Ontology annotation, cellular component: synaptonemal complex. Gene Ontology annotation, molecular function: ubiquitin protein ligase activity. Gene Ontology annotation, biological process: reciprocal meiotic recombination. The transcript is spliced from 7 exons.